This is a messenger RNA of Neoarius graeffei (lesser salmon catfish), 2225 nucleotides long. It is a transcript of the gene entr1, whose product is annotated as endosome associated trafficking regulator 1. Gene Ontology annotation, biological process: regulation of cytokinesis; positive regulation of protein localization to cilium; positive regulation of cilium assembly. The transcript has 8 exons. NCBI's taxonomy places the organism in Eukaryota, Metazoa, Chordata, Actinopteri, Siluriformes, Ariidae. Bases 230 to 1264 code for a protein of 344 amino acids. The record is from RefSeq and is a predicted model, not a curated record. Gene Ontology annotation, cellular component: early endosome; midbody; recycling endosome.
UGCGUGGGGUGAGGAAACAGAAACCUGCUUCCAGUGAGCUGGAGUUGAAGUCAGCUAACUCUUUGUUGCUGCUCUUACCUGGAGCUGUAUUCGCCUUGUGUUGGUGAUCAGACUGGCAGCUGCAGGGCUUUAAUUGAACACAGAGGAAAUAUUUGACAGCUGACCAGCAGAGAUGUGUUAGUGUUGGGUUUUAAUAACAAACCGCUCAGCAUUUUAUACUGUAGGAAAUAUGUCCAAACACAAAACAUCCAAGAAAAAGCUGAUUAUUGAAGAUGAUGAGCCAAUAGAGGAUGAAGAAGAACUGAACCCCUUCUCCUUCAGAGAAUUCAUCAGGAGCAAAAAUCAACAUUCCAGCACCGCCGAGCCUGUUGAGAAAACGUCCGAUGGUGCUUGUUCAGUGGAGGGUGAAUACAAGUACGCCGGAGGCUUUGAGCACAGCCAUAAGAGUCACUUUUUCACAGAUCCCUCACUGAUCGACCAGUCAUUUGAUUAUAAGCCUGAGGAUGAAUGGACUGAAAGCUACCAGCCCUCGACCAUUAAGGAAGCACGUGACUUAGGACUGAGUGGCGCGCUGGAAGGCAGUGCUUAUUUGGAUCAUUCCUUACUAUCCUGUGAAGACGAGGAUGAGACUGUAAACAAGUGGGAGCUAGGAGAGGACUUCUCACCACAACCUCAUUUCCACAGAAGGAGCACAGGUAGCUAUGAAGGAGAUGAAGAGACCUCGGUUAUUGAUCUCACCUUCCAUUCGAAGAAAAGAGGGACAGAAAAUGGGAUUAGUUACCAGCAAAAGCUAAGAGAAGAAAAUGCUCAGCUUCGGAAGCAUAUCAGAGAACUGAUGAAAAAGUCAGAGGCUGAUUCUACAAAAAUCCAGCAGCUUACAGACGAGCUGCACAACCGAAAUUUGCAAGAGGAGAGAGAAGCCAAAACCUUAGAGAGUAUGGUGCAGUCUGUGGAAGAAAACCUCCAGCUCAUGACAAAACGAGCUGUAAAAGCUGAAAGCAGUUUGUCGAAAUUGAAACAAGAGGUCCAACAGCUUCAGAGCCAGCUAGAGGCAUACAGAUGUGAAAAUGAACGACUUCGUGCAGGAGAAACUGCCGCCUUGAGCUCAAUGAGACAAAAUGCACAAGUGGCAUCCAAGUACCUCAUCAAAGCUGCCCAGGAUGCUGAGACUUCCAUUAAGCAGUUGCUGACAGGAAGAGAGACUUUGUGUCUUGUAUCAGAGCUGCUGAGUUCAAUUGACAAGAUCACUGAGAUUCCAAAAUAACACCUUUUUUUAAAUUUCACUAUGCAGUGCCUUACCUAUCUCCGUUAUUACUUUGCCCUUUCAAAUCAGAUGCUUUUCACAAACCAUGACUUACAGAAUAACCAUGUUAUUCUCUGUGGCUGUGCGGUUCCAGCCAUGACAAACGCUCUUCCCCGGACGAGCUCGCGGUCUCAGUUAUCUUUAUUAUUAUCAGUAAUAAGGAUUAAAUCAGAAUUGUUACCUUUGCUAUAGAUUUGGAGGCAGAAAACCAAGAGAAUGUGAUCUGCUUUUGUAAUGUGACUGAACGCAGCCACAGUUAAAGUGGGACAUCACAUCGUGUACCAAGUUCUUAUUUAUAAUUAUGUUGCAACGUCAUAUGAUUGGCAGUCAAAUAUUUUCUGUUGUACAUGCUAUAAAUCUCCUCGUAGUCAUUCACUAAAAAGAAUAGUGUGUAAAAAGCAAUAUCAGUAUGUUUGUUUUUAACGCUUACCUUGCUGAUUGGUUGUGAAGUUAAAAAAAAAAAUGAAUGACAUCACUCGACAUUUUUUUUUGAAGAUUUUAUUUGUUUUUACAAUUUUUGUCAGCAUACAUAGACAACCUUUUUUUUUUUUUUUAACCAGUUGUUUGUUCUGACAGUUGUCCCCAUUUUAAUUUCAGCUCUUCAGAUGGUCAGUAUCUGUUGUCCGUACUUCUAUCAAACAGUUCCCUGGCCAAUAGCGUACUGUAUAAGAGCUGAGAUUUCAUUCCUUUUAAAAAUAGUUUUUAUAGUUAAAAAAGUGAGAAAUUCAACUUCUUGUAAACAGCUGCUUUUUCAUUUCCAUUACUCGAAUGUGAAAAUGUAUAAAGCUCGUGUAGUAUAACAUUUUUGUGGAAUUGAUUGAAUGCGUAGCAUUGUUUCGUAACAUAGUGCUUUUAUCAUUAAUAAAUAUGGUAUGUUAAGAUACAACCCCGAUUCCAAAAAAGUUGGGACAAAGUACAAAUU